AUGGCGCGCGGCUCCGGCGCGCGCGCCUAGCUGGCGGGACCGUUAGCUCGAGGCGGACGCGGCCCGGGCCCCGCGGGGAUGGAGCAGUCGCCGCCGCCUGCGCCUGAGCCCACACCGGGGCCGACCCCGGCACGGAGCCGUAGGCGGCGGGAGCCAGAGUCGCCGCCGGCGCCGGCGCCGAUUCCUCUCUUUGGUGCUAAGACUAUUGGUCGGAGAAGUCCCGAUGGACCAGUGUUGAGCAAAGCUGAAUUUGUUGAGAAGGUUCGUCAGAGUAACCAGGCCUGUCAUGAUGGUGAUUUUCACACAGCUAUUGUUCUGUACAAUGAAGCCCUGGCUGUUGACCCACAGAACUGCAUCUUAUACAGCAAUAGAUCUGCAGCCUAUAUGAAAAUCCAGCAGUAUGACAAGGCACUGGAUGAUGCAAUCAAAGCUCGACUUCUCAAUCCCAAAUGGCCAAAGGCAUACUUCCGACAGGGUGUUGCCCUCCAGUACCUCGGACGUCAUGCCGAUGCCCUGGCAGCCUUUGCAUCUGGACUGGCUCAGGACCCCAAGAGUCUCCAGCUUCUGGUGGGGAUGGUAGAAGCUGCCAUGAAAUCUCCCAUGAGAGAUUCCCUCGAGCCCACUUAUCAGCAGCUUCAGAAAAUGAAACUGGACAAGAGUCCCUUUGUGGUUGUGUCUGUGGUUGGACAGGAACUCCUGACAGCUGGCCAUCAUGGGGCCUCUGUGGUUGUCUUAGAAGCUGCUCUCAAGAUUGGCACCUGCAGCCUCAAACUGAGAGGUUCUGUUUUCUCUGCCCUGAGCAGUGCUUACUGGUCUCUUGGAAACACAGAGAAGAGUACCGGAUACAUGCAACAGGACUUGGAUGUAGCCAAGACCUUAGGUGACCAGACAGGAGAAUGCCGAGCUCAUGGGAAUCUGGGCUCUGCAUUCUUCUCCAAAGGAAAUUAUCGGGAGGCUCUCACUAACCACAGGCAUCAGUUGGUGCUCGCCAUGAAACUCAAGGAUCGAGAGGCAGCUUCAUCAGCCCUGAGCAGUCUGGGCCACGUGUACACAGCCAUUGGAGACUACCCCAAUGCACUGGCCAGUCACAAACAGUGUGUUCUUCUGGCCAAGCAAUCCAAAGAUGAGCUUUCUGAGGCACGAGAACUCGGCAACAUGGGAGCUGUGUAUAUUGCCAUGGGUGACUUUGAGAAUGCUGUGCAGUGCCAUGAGCAGCAUCUGAAGAUAGCCAAGGAUCUGGGGAACAAGCGAGAAGAGGCCCGGGCCUACAGCAACCUGGGCAGUGCCUAUCACUACAGGAGGAACUUUGACAAGGCCAUGUCUUACCACAACUAUGUGCUGGAGCUGGCACAGGAAUUAAUGGAGAAGGCAAUUGAAAUGCGGGCCUAUGCUGGCCUGGGCCAUGCUGCCAGGUGUAUGCAGGAUUUGGAGCGGGCUAAACAGUACCAUGAGCAGCAGCUGGGCAUUGCUGAGGAUCUCAAGGACCGGGCUGCAGAGGGGCGAGCAUCCUCAAAUCUCGGAAUCAUACACCAGAUGAAAGGCGAUUAUGAUACUGCUCUGAAACUCCACAAGACCCACCUGUGUAUCGCCCAGGAGCUGAGUGACUAUGCUGCCCAGGGCCGUGCUUAUGGGAACAUGGGCAAUGCUUACAACGCUCUGGGCAUGUUCGACCAGGCUGUCAAGUACCACCGGCAAGAGCUGCAGAUCUCCAUGGAAGUGAAUGACCGCGCCUCACAGGCAUCCACACAUGGCAAUCUGGCUGUGGCUUACCAGGCCCUGGGUGCCCAUGACCGGGCCCUGCAACAUUAUCAGAACCACCUGAACAUUGCUCGGGAGCUUCGUGACAUCCAGAGUGAGGCCCGGGCCCUCAGCAACCUGGGCAACUUCCACUGCUCUCGGGGGGAGUAUGUCCAGGCUGCUCCAUAUUAUGAACAAUACCUCCGGCUUGCUCCUGACCUCCAAGACAUGGAAGGAGAAGGGAAGGUCUGCCACAAUCUUGGCUAUGCCCAUUACUGCCUUGGAAAUUACCAGGAGGCGGUAAAAUACUAUGAGCAGGAUCUGGCACUGGCCAAAGACCUUCAUGACAAAUUGAGCCAGGCGAAAGCUUACUGCAACUUGGGCCUAGCAUUCAAGGCUCUGUUGAAUUUCAGCAAAGCUGAAGAGUGUCAAAAGUACCUAUUGUCCUUAGCCCAGUCCCUGAAUAAUUCCCAGGCUAAAUUUCGAGCCCUGGGGAACCUGGGUGAUAUAUUCAUCUGUAAAAAAGAUAUAAAUGGUGCAAUAAAAUUCUAUGAGCAGCAGCUGGGCUUAGCUCACCAUGUAAAGGACAGAAGACUGGAAGCCAGUGCAUAUGCAGCCCUGGGCACAGCAUACCGGAUGAUCCAGAAAUAUGACAAGGCCUUGGGUUAUCACACACAGGAAUUGGAGGUAUAUCAGGAGCUGAGUGACUUGCCGGGGGAGUGCAGAGCACAUGGGCAUCUGGCUGCUGUCUACAUGGCCCUUGGGAAAUAUACAAUGGCAUUCAAGUGUUAUGAAGAGCAGCUGGAUCUGGGGCAAAAGUUGAAGGACCCUAGCCUGGAAGCCCAGGUCUAUGGCAACAUGGGAAUCACAAAGAUGAACAUGAAUGUGAUGGAAGAAGCCAUUGGCUACUUUGAGCAGCAGUUGGCCAUGCUACAGCAGCUAAGUGGAAAUGAGUCUGUGCUCGACAGGGGCCGGGCCUAUGGCAAUCUGGGGGAUUGCUAUGAGGCUCUGGGUGACUACGAGGAAGCUAUCAAGUAUUAUGAACAGUAUUUAUCUGUUGCCCAGAGUCUGAAUCGCAUGCAAGACCAAGCCAAGGCUUACCGGGGCCUAGGAAAUGGACACAGGGCAAUGGGGAGCUUGCAGCAAGCCCUUGUGUGCUUUGAAAAGAGGCUUGUGGUCGCCCAUGAGCUCGGGGAGGCCUUUAAUAAAGCCCAGGCCUAUGGAGAGCUAGGAAGUCUACACAGCCAAUUAGGGAAUUACGAACAAGCCAUUUCCUGCCUUGAACGCCAGCUGAACAUUGCUAGAGAGAUGAAAGACCGAGCCCUGGAAAGUGAUGCGGCCUGUGGCCUAGGUGGUGUUUACCAGCAGAUGGGGGAAUAUGAUACAGCCCUGCAGUACCACCAGCUUGAUCUGCAGAUAGCAGAGGAAACCAACAACCCCACAUGCCAGGGGCGAGCCUACGGGAACUUGGGCCUGACAUAUGAAUCCCUGGGCACCUUUGAGAGGGCUGUAGUCUAUCAGGAACAGCACUUGAGCAUCGCUGCACAGAUGAAUGACUUGGUGGCCAAGACAGUGUCGUAUAGUAGCCUCGGAAGGACCCAUCAUGCCUUGCAGAACUAUUCCCAGGCGGUUAUGUAUUUACAGGAAGGUUUAAGGUUAGCUGAGCAACUGGGCCGAAGAGAAGAUGAAGCCAAAAUUCGCCAUGGUCUUGGCCUCUCCCUUUGGGCUAGUGGGAACCUGGAGGAGUCUCAACAUCAGCUCUACAGGGCAUCGGCCUUGUUUGAAACAAUCCGACAUGAGGCGCAGCUGAGCACAGACUACAAACUCUCCCUCUUUGACCUGCAGACUUCAUCCUACCAGGCCUUGCAGCGGGUGCUCGUCAGCCUGGGCCAUCAUGAUGAAGCCCUGGCUGUGGCAGAAAGAGGACGGACGAGGGCAUUUGCUGAUCUACUGGUAGAACGACAAACAGGACAACAGGACUCCGACCCCUACUCCCCAGUCACUAUUGAUCAGAUCUUAGAGGUGGUUAAUGGCCAGAGGGGACUAGUGCUUUACUAUUCCCUGGCUGCAGGCUACCUGUAUAGCUGGCUGCUUGCUCCUGGGGCAGGAAUUCUGAAGUUUCAUGAACAUUACCUGGGUGAUAGCACAGUGGAAAACUCCAGUGACUUCCAGGCUGGCAGCAGCGCGGCUCUUCCAACAUCCACCAGCUCGGCCCUGGAGCAGCACAUCGCCAGUGUGAGAGAGGCCCUGGGGGUGGAGUCUUACUACUCGAGGGCCUGUGCUAGCAGUGAGACCGAGAGUGAAGCUGGAGACAUCAUGGACCAGCAGUUCGAAGAGAUGAACAACAAGCUUAACUCUGUCACUGACCCCACUGGCUUUCUGCGGAUGGUUCGCCGCAACAAUCUUUUCAACAGGAGCUGCCAAAGCAUGACGAGCUUGGUCAGCAACACCAUGUCGCCGAUCAAGGACGGGACCUCCUCUCUCCCCAGGAGGCAGAGCUCCUUCGCCAGGCCCCCACUCCGUGCUCUAUAUGACCUGCUCAUAGCGCCCAUGGAAGGGGGCCUGAUGCACUCCAGCGGCCCCGUGGGCCGGCACCGGCAGCUGGUCCUGGUUCUGGAGGGGGAGCUCUACCUCAUUCCUUUCGCCCUCCUGAAGGGAAGCUCCUCCAACGAGUACCUGUACGAGCGCUUCGCCCUCAUCGCCGUCCCCUCCAUCCGCUCCCUGGGCCCACAGUCCAAGUCUCACCUGAGGAAGAACCCGCCCACAUACUCCAGCUCCACGUCCAUGGCGGCCGUUGUCGGUAACCCCAAGCUCCCGUCAGCAGUGAUGGACAGGUGGCUGUGGGGGCCCAUGCCGUCGGCCGAGGAGGAAGCGUACAUGGUGUCAGAGCUGCUGGGCUGCCAGCCCCUGGUGGGCAGCGUGGCCACCAAAGAAAGGGUCAUGAGUGCCCUGACGCAGGCAGAGUGCGUCCACUUUGCUACCCACAUCUCCUGGAAACUGUCGGCCCUGGUCCUCACACCCAGCGUGGACAGCAACCCCGCCGGCAGCAAGAGCUCCUUUGGCCACCCCUACACGAUCCCCGAGUCCCUGCGGGUGCAGGACGAUGCCAGCGAUGGGGAGAGCAUCUCGGACUGCCCGCCCCUGCAGGAGCUGCUGCUCACGGCGGCCGACGUCCUGGACCUGCGGCUUCCUGUGAAGCUGGUGGUCCUCGGCUCCUCGCAGGAGUCCAGCAGCAAGGUCACCGCUGACGGGGUCGUCGCGCUGACGCGGGCCUUCCUGGCUGCCGGCGCCCAGUGUGUUCUCGUGUCUCUGUGGCCUGCGCCUGUGGCUGCUUCCAAGAUGUUUCUCCACGCCUUCUACUCCUCCCUGCUGAAUGGCCUGAAAGCCAGCGCCGCCCUGGGGGAGGCCAUGAAGGUGCUGCAGAGCAGCAAGGCCUUCUCACACCCUUCCAACUGGGCAGGGUUCACACUCAUCGGGAGUGACGUUAAACUGAAUAGUCCCUCGUCGCUCAUCGGCCAGGCCCUCACGGAGAUCCUCCAGCACCCAGAGCGUGCCCGGGACGCCCUGCGAGUGCUGCUGCACCUGGUGGAGAAGUCCCUGCAGCGCAUCCAGAAUGGGCAGCGCAAUGCCAUGUACACGUCCCAGCAGAGUGUUGAGAACAAAGUGGGUGGCAUCCCUGGCUGGCAGGCCCUCCUCACUGCUGUGGGCUUCCGGCUGGACCCCCCUGCCAGUGGCCUGCCGGCGGCCGUCUUCUUCCCAACCUCCGACCCGGGUGACCGGCUCCAGCAGUGCAGCAGCACCAUCCAGUCCCUGCUGGGUCUGCCCAACCCUGCCCUCCAAGCCCUCUGCAAGCUCAUCACUGCCUCGGAGACUGGCGAGCAGCUCAUCAGCCGGGCUGUUAAAAAUAUGGUUGGAAUGCUCCACCAGGUGCUGGUCCAGCUGCAGGCCGGUGAGAAGGAGCAGGACUUCACCUCGGCCCCCAUCCAGGUCUCCAUCAGCGUGCAGCUCUGGCGGCUCCCAGGCUGCCACGAAUUCCUGGCGGCUCUAGGGUUCGAUCUCUGUGAAGUUGGUCAGGAAGAAGUCAUCCUGAAGACAGGGAAACAAGCCAAUCGGCGAACCAUGCACUUUGCCCUCCAGUCUCUGCUUGCGCUCUUCGAUUCUACUGAGCUGCCCAAGCGCCUCAGCCUGGACAGCUCGUCCUCCCUGGAGUCUCUGGCCUCCGCCCAGUCUGUCUCCAACGCCCUGCCCUUGAGCUACCAGCACCCACCCUUCUCCCCCACCGGCGCUGACAGCAUCGCCUCCGACGCCAUCUCCGUGUACAGCCUGAGCUCCAUCGCCUCCUCCAUGAGCUUCGUCUCCAAGCCCGAGGCCGGGUCGGAGGCGGGGGGCGCCCGCGGCCGGCAGGACUACGACCGGCCCCAGAACGCCUACCCUCUGCGCUCCACUCUGCCCCGGGGCCCGCUGUGCCCCCAGCCCCGCCCUGCGGGGAGCAAGGAGGAGGAGGAGUACGAGGGCUUCUCCAUCAUCAGCACCGAGCCCCUGGCGGCCUACCAGGAAAGCAGGCAGGCGCGCGCCUCACCAGAUCACAAGCCGGCCCGAGUCGUGGCGGCUGGAGGUGUCCAGGUUUCCGUGAGCUCCAAGGGGAGCAUGAGCACCCCGAAUUCUCCAGUGAAGAUGACUCUGAUCCCCAGCCCCAACUCCCCCUUCCAAAAGGUCGGAAAACUGGCCAGCUCAGAUACGGGAGAAUCAGACCAGUCCAGCACAGAAACGGACAGCACCGUCAAGUCCCAAGAAGAAAGCAGCCCCAAGCUAGAUCCGCAGGAGCUGGCCCAGAAGAUUCUGGAGGAGACGCAGAGUCACCUCCUGGCGGUGGAGCGCCUCCAGAGGGGCGGCGGCCCGGCCGGCAGGAGCUGCAGCCCCGAGGACCGGCCCGCGGCGCCCGGCGGCGCCCCCGGCUUCAGGGCGUCCGAGACCAGCGCCUUCAGCAGGCCGGCCCCCUGCCACCCCAAGAGCCAGGCGUCGCCGGCCCCGGCCCCCGCGAGACCAAAGCCCCCCGCCAGGAGCUCGUCGCUCCCCCAGGUGAGCUCCGGGCACAGCAGCCCCGCGGGGCCCGAGUCCGCCAAGGGCAGCCCCGGCCUGCGCGGCGGCCCGGCGCCCGGCGCCGACCCCCAGACCUCGCUGCCCGACCAGCCUCUCUUUAAACUCAAGUAUCCCAGCUCCCCGUACAGCGCCCACAUUUCCAAGUCCCCCAGGAACGCGUCCCCAAGCUCAGGCCAGCAGUCUCCCGCCGGGAGCGCGCCGUCCCCCGCCCUGUCCUACUCCUCGGCCGGUUCUGCGCGCUCCAGCCCCGCCGACGCCCCCGACGCGGACAAGCUGAGGACGGCGGCGGUCGACGAGAAGGUGCAGGCCGUGCACAACCUGAAGAUGUUCUGGCAGAGCGCGCCCCCGCACCCCGCGGGCCCCGCCAAGGCCCUGCGCGGCGCCCCUGGCACGAUGACCUCCAGGCGGGACGUCCUCAGCCUGCUGAACUUGUCGCCGCGGCACAAGAAGGAGGAGGGCGCGGACAAGCUGGAGCUGCAGGAGCUGCCCCUGCGGCCGCCCGCCGCGCCCCCGCGGGCGCCCCCCAACGGCCACUGGCGCACGGGGCCCUCGGCGCUGAGCGCGCUGCCGCCCGCCGCGCCAGCCGCGCGCCCUCUGAGGCUGCCCUCCGGGAACGGCUACAAGUUUCUGUCCCCGGGAAGAUUCUUUCCCUCCUCCAAAUGCUAAAGCAUCCUGUCCCGCGGACCCCGCGCCCCGGUGCAGCCGCCGCAGAGGGACGCGGGCGUCCGCUCGCCCCGCAGCGCCGUCUCCCCACGCAACCGCCGGCCGCCUCCCGGGCGCGCGCUCGGCUCCGCGGGUCGUUCUCCACCUUGGGCUCCCUGCUGCUCCGCUCUGCUGCGAUUCUCCUGCAGGAUUUUUGUACAAAAACGGUCAUAGUUCUGGGGUGGGGAGAGGAAAGGGAGCACAUAUUUUGCUAAGAGGUAGAUAUGCAGUACCUUUUAUACACAGAAAUACAAACAGAGCUGUUUUUAAGGCUUUCAGGUGCUGGUUGGGGGUGGGAUGUAUGAAAUCUAAGUUGAAUUCUACACGAAAGUGCACAUCAGCCAAAAACAAUGGUUUUUAAAAUGCCAAUGAUUUGCCAUUAAACUGUAGCGAUUUUUGGGCUUACGAUUAUCGUGACAUCACAGUAGCAAUGCAAUAAUUCACAUUUCAGCAGUGCUUCCAUUCUGAAUUCUGCUCUGCUCCACCUAGCUCUACAAAUGUCCUUGGGGCCCCACUGUCAACCAAACUUGAAUUUUCUUAAAAAUUUUAUGUAACUCUUCUCCAGGCAUUUUAGAACUAUGCAAUUGUGAUUUAAAAUGCAACUUUGUGCUUUUAAAACAUUAUUGACCUUUUUUUGUAUGUGGAUAAACAACCUGGUUUUAUUAUCAAUAGUACUUUGCAUUUAUAGCUAUUAUUUUUAAAAGCUCAAAUUUUUUAAAAUGUCAAAUUUUGAAUAGUCAUCAAUAAGUAAUUAUCAAGUUUGGGGGGGGGGAGGGAAAGGUUGAAAUUAUUCAGUUUCCUUGUAAGUGUAUUAAAAAAAAAAAAAAAUUCUCACAGCUAACUCGACUUAACCAGAAUGGAAUUUCCAGCUCCUGUUCCCUUCAGCAGCUACUUAAUUUUAUUCUUUUCCCAUCUCCAGGCCUCGAACACCUCUCCUCUCUAAAUCCGUUCCCAGGCUCUCACAGCCCAGGAACCCCAUGUCUGCUGCCCCAGGCACCCUCACCGGAGCCGGGACCAGCCCGCUCCCGUCCCACAGCACCCCUGUCCUGUGCGCAGCCUGAGAAGCAGGGGGCCUUAUGCUGGGAUUUUAUGCUCCAGUCAUUGAUGAGCAGGGAAACAGCUGUUCCUGAAAGUGCUGUCCUAGACAAGGCUGGGCGUCCCCUCCAGCCUGCCGUGCCGGCUUCCUGAGUUGUUGCCAGCUAGGCCGAGACAAAAGAUCGCCUAGGUAGGGGUGAGCAUUAACCUAGGAAGAAAUGAAAUGCUAAAAAUCAUACUAGUGCUAACUUUAGUUAGGGAAUUUAAAUAGACCGCUUUUACAUAAUUUGAAAACGAAGACCCUGCUGCCCUCUCCACACAAGGGUGUCACCCAGAGGUGAGCAGCCGCGUACCCACAUCGCAUGGAGUGGACGGGAGAGGCCGGGCAGGAGGGGCUCGAACAGUAAGACCUCACGUAGAGCUUUUACGAGAGGUCCUGCCCAAGGACCUUCUAAACAUGCCUGACCGUGCGCCCUGUUCCUCGGUGUACCCUGGAGAGAGGAGAGGCCCCUAUUCAGUGCGUUCCUCUCCUGAGCUACGUCGUGGUUUUUGCCUUUGCCCCAACAGCCAUACUGGUGAAAGCAGACAAUUAGGAUGUCCCAUUCUAGGCCUGACCCCAACACUGGAAGACAAAUACUUUAUAAAGAAGCAAGCACUUAUGAGGUGUUUUAAGUCAGUAGGGGAAAAAAAACCGGUAAUGAAGUAUCAGAGUAGCAAACGAAAGCGAGUUUAUAGCACUGUGCAUUUAGCAAAAUCAGGUCCUCAGCAACAAAAACUAAACCUCAAUUUCUGAAUCCCUAUGUAGGUAGUUAGGCUGUUCCUUUCUCAGCAAUCUCAGCCUCUUUCCCAAGUGCCAAGGAGCCCCGGAGGACAGGCCUGGGGUCUGUGCUCCCCGUGCGAGUGCACACAUUUGCCCACCUCCUGUACACGCCCCGUCUGCCACCCAGACCGCUUCCUGUGCUUGUGCUUACCGAGCCAGCGAGGAGGUCUCAGUCGACCCCAACUUGGUUUUAGUCCUAAUUACAUUGUUGUUUUAGGUUUCAUGUUGAAAAACCAAAUGGUGUGUGUUUUUGUUUUUUGUCCUAGAUAGAAAAGGUUGAAUGAAAGAAAGCAAACAUGACAAAAUAAUAGGGCCAAUCUCAAAAUCACUGUAGAGUUGCCACCUCUUUAUGUUUACUGUCAGUCUUGGUGUUUUCUUGAUGAGUGAAAUGGAUGUAAAAUCAAAGUAAAUUUUUCCGGCUCCAACCCCUGAAAAAAAUAUAUGCACUUAAUAAUUAUGUGAGACUGUGUAAGUCACAGAUACCUUUGUGUAGAUUGGGGGUUGGCAGGCCAUGACCCACGGGCUAAAUCCGGUCAGAGCCCUGGUUUUUUAUAGCCAUGAGAUAGGAAUGGAUUUUACAGGUUUAAAAAGUUAUGUAAGUACCUGCAUCAUACUCUUGAUUUUGCCUCUUGGCCCACCAAGCCUAAAUUACCUAAUACCUGACCUUUUAAGAAAAAGUUUGCUGACUCCUGGUGUAGGGGACGGACAACACAAUUAGAAUGUUUUGUGUCUACAGUCUAGGGAAAGUGAGUGUCAAGUUGUGGAUAAAAUUGGCAUGCAUGGAACCCCUGAGCCAUGUGGAUAGAAGCAAAUAACUCCUGCAUAGUCCGUGGCUCUUUGCUCCACUUGGAAUGAGCCAUGAAUGUGGGUAAAAUUUACAAAAAAAAAAAAAAAAAAAGAAAGAAAGAAAGAAAGAAAGAAAGAAAGAAAGAAAGAAAGAAAGAAGAAAGAAAGAAAAGAAAACAAAACCCUUUUCCUCACUAUAUGCAGAUAGCAUUGGACAUAUUUCUUUUUCAGCUCAGGAAACUGGAAUGCCCUGCCCCUAUUCUACUCCAUCAGAUGCAAGUACACUGAUCACAAGCAAUAAAAUCUCCCUCUCCUAGAAACCUUGGUAUGACCACAAAGCAAGGUAGUAGAUCCUAUCCUAAUUCUCACCAGUGAACUGCUCGACUGCUUCACUGAUUUUAACUAAAUCAAAGUACCAAAACAAAGUUAGCUGUAAAACUUAUAUUUUGAACCACAUUAGUGUGUAGUGAAAUGAAAAUAUUCUCACCUCCAUCCUGUUUGAAAAAUAUCAUGGUCCACCCUGAUACUCGCUGGGUCUCAGCAGGAGACCAGGUGCUGCACACACUGUCCUCAUCCACUUAUGCUGUUCCAGUGAAUCUCAGCAGGUGGUCACUGGAGCAAGUCCCCAGUAAGGCGCCUGUCCCAUCGCCUCCCACGGUCACUUUGCUGGUUUCAGUUCAGUUUGGAAAAAAUACCACGCAACACUCUGGUUGCUUUUAGUAAGUAGGCAGAGGGUGAAAAUUGCAUAAUUUUCAUCAUAUAUUUUGUUGUUUUAUCUAAAAUGACUGUAACACAUGUGGUUUGUGAACUGGGCCCCCGUUUGUAACAGAUCUUUCAAAAAUGUUCCAUGUAAGGACACAUGCGGUUACCUCUCCCUCCUCAGACGCCUUCCCCACUUGGCACUCACCCCCCUUGUAUGCAGUGUUAGCCAUCUUUGGCCUAUGUGGACAUUUUUUGUAAAUUACAGUUUCCAGAUGGCAUUAAACUUUUUAUAUUACGAAAUUUACCAUGUAAAAAGAACUUCAUAUUUUUAUUGAGAUUGUUAAGGCACUUGGCCUUCCUUUGUGAUUUCAGUGUCUAUUAAAGCAUGAAUUCCCUCGGUUUUAA
This is a messenger RNA of Nyctereutes procyonoides (raccoon dog), 11287 nucleotides long. It is a transcript of the gene TTC28, whose product is annotated as tetratricopeptide repeat domain 28. The transcript is spliced from 23 exons. Gene Ontology annotation, molecular function: protein binding. Bases 79 to 7503 code for a protein of 2474 amino acids. Lineage: Eukaryota; Metazoa; Chordata; Mammalia; Carnivora; Canidae. The record is from RefSeq and is a predicted model, not a curated record.